GCGGACGUCACUUCCGGUGUACACAGCCGGUCCGGGCGGUGCGCUGAGAGCCGGGGCGCGUCGCAGGAAAUGACUUAGAGGCCUUAUGAAUACAUCUGUGCUUUCUUACUUCAGACUUUACUACAGGCCAAUCCAGUCUGGAAGCACUUCUUAUUAAUGUUACAAGGAAACCGCUACCUCAGCAAACAAAAGAAAGAAGACACACAAUAACAAUGCCAUGCUUAAAGAAGACUUGUCUCCAGAAACCGUUACAGGAGAUUUGGAAGUUUUUAGCACUGAAAAGCAGCUUUCCAGGUAAAUGGAUUUGACAGGCAGGUUCUGUCAGUCCUGCAGAGGUGUGCUCUUCCUUAAGGACUUCUCGUGAAGUAACCCUUUCCGCCUAAAUGCUGUUGACCAGCGUUGGGUUCUUUUUGGUAUAUAGAAGAUACAUUAUAUUACAUUUUAAAAGUUAAGUUAUUUUUCUGCUCUUGUAAAUGUAAGUAUCAAGAUAUUCUUGCAAAGCAAUUAUAAGUGAGCAGUUCCCUCAGCAAGCAUAUCUUUAUGAGGGUAGGAUGCUGAGCAGUUAUACAGCAUUUCAGAUACACUUUUAUUUUUGUCAGAAUUCCUACCUACACUGAAAAUUUUAAUUAUAUAAGCCUGUUAUUUUUCUCACCUUUAUGUUGGAUCACAUGGUCACCUGCCUCGUGGAAAUGCCUUUUUUAAAACUUAGAUUUGCAGAACUCCACUAUUUUUAUACCUAACUACAGUUUUGGAAAAAAAGGACUCAGAACCCUGACCUGCCAGUGGUCCCCGGAACAGUUCCCUACCCGCAUGUAUUGCUGCAGUGCCCAGGACAGUAAGAUGGACUACAAGCGGCGCUUCCUGCUUGGCGGGUCCAAGCAGAAGGUGCAGCAGCACCAGCAGUACCCGAUGCCUGAGUUGGGCCGAGCACUGAGCGCUCCCCUGGCAUCCACGGCCCCCUCUGCCCCACUGGGCAGUCUGACCGCUGCAGGCAGCUGCCACCAUGCCAUGCCCCACUCCACUCCCAUUGCUGACAUCCAGCAGGGCAUCUCCAAGUACCUGGAUGCCCUCAAUGUCUUUUGCCGUGCUAGCACGUUCCUCACAGAUCUCUUCAGCACCGUGUUCAGGAACUCACACUACUCGAAGGCCGCCAUGCAGCUCAAAGAUGUGCAGGAGCAUGUGAUGGAGGCUGCCAGCCGAUUGACGUCAGCCAUAAAGCCCGAGAUCGCCAAGAUGCUCAUGGAACUCAGUGCUGGGGCUGCAAACUUCACAGAUCAGAAGGAGUUCAGUCUUCAGGACAUUGAGGUGCUGGGGCGAUGUUUCUUGACAGUGGUGCAAGUCCAUUUCCAGUUUUUGACUCACGCCUUGCAGAAAGUCCAGCCGGUGGCUCACUCUUGCUUUGCCGAGGUAGUUGUGCCAGAAAAAAAGAACAGCAGCAGUCUGUCUGGCGUGGGCCACACACCCGAACUGGAGGAAGCUGUGCGAUCCUGGCGGGGGGCUGCUGAGGCAACAUCUAGAUUAAGAGAGAGAGGCUGUGAUGGACGCCUGGCGGGAAUUGAAGUCCAGCAACUCUUUUGUUCUCAGAGUGCAGCGAUUCCUGAGCACCAGCUGAAAGAGCUGAAUAUAAAAAUUGACAGUGCUUUGCAGGCAUAUAAAAUAGCAUUGGAAAGCUUAGGCCACUGUGAAUAUGCAAUGAAAGCUGGCUUCCACCUGAACCCAAAGGCCAUCGAAGCAAGUUUUCAGGGCUGCUGCAGCGAAGCGGAAGCUCAACAGACGGGGCGAAGGCAGACACCCCCACAGCCCAUGCAGUGUGAGCUUCCCACCGUCCCUGUGCAGAUAGGAUCGCACUUCCUGAAGGGGGUCUCCUUUAAUGAGUCGGCUGCUGACAAUCUGAAGCUUAAGACGCAUACCAUGUUACAGCUCAUCAAGGAAGCGGGCUGCUACAAUGGAAUCACACCUAGAGAUGAUCUUCCUGUGACAGAAGUACUGAAUCAGGUGUGCCCGUCCACAUGGCGGGGCGCCUGUAAGACUGCUGUGCAGCUGCUGUUUGGCCAGGCGGGACUGGUGGUUGUCGACACAGCACAGAUUGAAAAUAAAGAAGCCUAUGCACCCCAGAUCAGUCUAGAAGGCUCCAGAAUUGUGGUUCAAGUCCCAUCCACAUGGUGCCUGAAGGAAGACCCUGCAACAAUGUCCCUGCUGCAGAGAAGUCUGGAUCCUGAGAAGACCCUGGGUCUGGUGGAUGUGCUGUACACAGCUGUGUUGGACCUAAGCCGCUGGAGGGCCGGGAGGGAACAAGCUUUACCCUGUAUACAGAUCCAGCUGCAAAGGGACAUCUGUGAUUUUGGGAACCAGGCUGACCUGCCAUCUGGAAACGGAAGCAAGUCCUCAGGUCUGCAGAAGACCUUCUCCAAACUGACAUCUCGGUUCACCAAGAAAGUGUCGUGCACCACCUCCAGCAGCACACACUAUUCCAAAAACGUCUUCACAGCUGUGUGUUCAGAGGAGAAGGCCAAGAUGCCAGGCAAUAUUGAUACACGGUUACAGAGCAUUUUGAACAUUGGUAACUUCCCUAGGACUACAGACCCUUCCCAGGCGGCUCAGAAUUCCAGUAAUCCAAUGGUCAAUGGUUUUCUCCUGGAGAGACAUGAGAACUUCCUGCAUGGGGACGAUGGCAAGGACGAGAAGGGCAUGAACUUACCCACUGACCAAGAAAUGCAGGAAGUGAUAGAUUUUCUCUCAGGCUUUAACAUGGGCCAGUCACAUCAGGGGUCCCCACUAGUGACAAGGCGUAAUUCUACUGCCACUGCCAUGGUGACUGAACAGAAGGCAGGAGCCCUUCAACCACAGCAGCCAUCACUGCCAAUGGCCCCUCCAUUACGGCCACCCCAGGCUGGAGCACACACACCUCUGGCACCUCAGCAGCAGUCUCCAAAGCAACAGCAGCCCCAGGUCCAGUACUACCAACACCUGCUCCAACCCAUUGGAUCACAGCAGACUCCACCCCAGCCUCGGGCACCUGGGAAAUGGGUCCAUGGCUCAUCUCAGCAGCCAGCACCUCCCAUGGCAGCGGGUCUGUCUCCUCUUGGUCAGUGGCCUGGCAUAUCUGAUCUCAGCUCUGACUUGUACAGCUUGGGCCUAGUGAGCAGCUAUAUGGACAAUGUGAUGUCAGAAGUUUUGGGACAGAAGCCACAGGGACCUAGGAAUAACACCUGGCCAAACCGUGACCAAAGUGAUGGAGUCUUUGGAAUGUUGGGAGAGAUUUUGCCUUUUGAUCCUGCAGUGGGCUCAGACCCAGAGUUUGCACGCUAUGUGGCAGGAGUGAGCCAGGCAAUGCAGCAGAAGCGUCAAGUCCAACAUGGCCGCCGGCCAGGCAACCCCCGGGGCAACUGGCCACCCAUGGAUGAUGCCCAUCGGACCUGGCCUUUGCCAGAGUUCUUCACAGAAGGAUCUGCCUGUGCCCCAUACAGAGAAGCCAUGUGUUCAUUGCUUUUUGUUCUUGAUUCUUUCAGGAAACACAGCAGUGGAGAGCAGGAGACCAGCACACUGCCCUCACCACCUCUUCUUACCACAGUAGAGGAUGUGAACCAGGAUAACAAAACCAAAACGUGGCCACCCAAAGCACCGUGGCAGCACCCUUCCCCACUGCCCAGCAUGCUGCCCAGCCCUGCUGCACCACUUUAUGCAGUCUCCAGUCCCGGCAGCCAGUGGAAUGACACCAUGCACAUGCUGCAGUCCCCUGUGUGGGCUGCGACCAGUGACUGCAAUGCCACCUCCUUUACCUAUGUGCAGACACCACCCCAGCCCCCACCUCCACCAGCACAUAAGGCGGCACCCAAGGGCUUCAAGGCCUUCCCUGGGAAAGCUGAGCGCAGGCCAGCCUAUUUGCCCCAGUACUGACCACAGCUUGCCUGCUGUCCAUCAAAGCUGUUGGGGCAACUGUCCCCAGGACUGAGUAGCUGAUACUAGCCCCCAAAAGGACCAGUGCACCUCUGUCCCUGGGAUGGAAAUGUUCUUUGGGUCAGAGGUGAUUGGCAGCUCCAAGUCUUUAAAGCCUGAUUUCUCGAACUUUGAAGGUAGCAGACCCCUGGGAGACAGCUGAAGAUGGAGAUUUCUGAUACUCAGGGGGAUGCUGGCAAUCUGCAUGUUUAAUAAGCACCUCAGGUAAUACUGGUGCAGGUGGCCAGAGGCCACACUUGGAAAACACAGUCCGAAGGUUGUCAGUCCUGCAUGUGGGAAAGGCAUGAGGCCUGCAGGCUGAGAACAAAACUGACCAUUCUUUGAAGCUCUCCUUCCCUUUAACACACUGAGUGAGACCCACACCCAUCACUGAUUUUUAUAGAUAUUUCUCAUGUAGGUUUUCAGUUAAAAAUGUCUCCUGCCUAAAGCAUUGGCUGUCUUAAGACCCCGGGUUCCCUGGCUGGAGGUUAGCUCAACACUGUCUUCAUUUAAGCUUAUACAAGACAAGACACUUGUGAUGAGAAGCAGCCACCUGACUUCCCGUGGGUGGGUAGCUCCUCUGCUCAGAAGCACCCAGGGGUGCAGGCUCAUGGGAUUUAUAAGAGCAGGAUUGGGGAGCUGCUGUCAGAGGCAGCACAGUGGGGGUUUGUUGGCCCAUGCUGAGUGCAGAGCAAAGCUGCACCUGCCGCCCUCAAUCCUUCCACCGUGACCAAGGCUCCGGUGCACCAUGCUCCUCGAAAGAAGCAACUGUGGGGAGGGGUUGCACCAAGACCCCCACACUCAGAACCACAGUGACAUUUGCGAGCUGGCUCAGAAGACAAAAGAAUUAUGAUGUAGACAGGAAUUCAAAGUCUUUGUUUAGUCAACGACAACAAAAAAACACCUCACUUUUAGUUAACAUGUGCCAUUAAACAGACGUGGGGAUAUUUUCCAGUCAGAAUGGAUCCAGAAUUGAAUGGUGCUUAAAUUGAGAAAUAAUAAUAAAUAUAUCUAUAUAGAGUAGACAUUUCCCACUAUAUAUUAAUUGAGGUUGCAGAAAGUUCUUUAUAUAAAACUUAUUUAAAAUUUUCAUAUUUCAUCUUUGAAAAUGUCUAAUUGAAAAAAAUCCAUGAUAUUUUCUGGUAUGAAAGUUUGACAGUAUUAAUUUUUUUUAUAUUUUCUUAAAUCAUUAAACCAUUUUAAUAUAUGUUAACUACUAAUAAAUGGUUUAUUCUUUCUAACUCCAUGUAAGCUUUUCCAACAAAGAUUGUAAUAGCACAUUUAUGUUCUCAUUUUUCUACAGAUAAAUUUAUAUUUAAAAAUACCAAAAAGAAUCUACGUAUACACACCACACACAUGCACACACACAUUCAUACACAAGAAUAUUAUAGAGGACCUGUUGGGUGUCUGAGCCCAGCCACCUGUGUUCUUAGUACUGUGUCUCUGAACUGCUGGAGACCUCGGCUGUUGUCAUUUGUGCUGUUUGGGGGUGCCGUUCUGCCUGUACUGACGAUCCUUCACCGUGGGUUCGGAAUAGUCACCUCACCAUGUUUACAGAGAACUAUUUUGUACAUAGAGUUUUCCAGGCACGUGCUCUACAGCAGCCCUGUGUGGCUGCUGUCUGUGUUAGCUGUCACAGUGUGCACACUAAUCUGUUCAAAGUUCCUUGUGGCUGUUCUACUUGUAAAAACUUUCUCUUUCCUUCAGUAAUGUGUCCACAGUGCCCUGUGUUUCGAGUUCUAUUCCACGGCAGUACUCUCAUUUUCAUAGUGCCUCCCCGAAGACCUCACCCUGGGCCAGCACAGGUGACACUAACUGUCAUCUCUGGUCUGUUUUUCUCUAUUAAGGAAGACAUGUUGUCUCCGUGGCUGUGAGACCGUGUGAUGCGGUUUGUGUAGUCUUCAUGUAGGUGCUGUUGCCAGCACUGCCUUCCCUGAACACUGGUAAUCCCAGGUGCUGCGCUUGGCAGAGGUGUCUCGCCAAAGCGCAUGUACGUGCGUGUGAGUGUGUCCUCAGCACGGCCAAAGCAUGGCUACCUUGCUCGGCAUCAGCAGGACAUCAUGUGAAUAGUUGUGACCUUCCAAACUGGAACUCUACAUUUUGUAUCUUACUUUUAAAGCUCCUAUAAGUAAAAUAAUUAUUGGCUUUAUUAAAAUAUACAUUUAAUAAUA
Messenger RNA from Alexandromys fortis (reed vole), 6107 nucleotides. RefSeq names its product granule associated Rac and RHOG effector 1 (gene Garre1). Gene Ontology annotation, biological process: Rac protein signal transduction. Bases 811 to 3897 code for a protein of 1028 amino acids. The transcript has 13 exons. Lineage: Eukaryota; Metazoa; Chordata; Mammalia; Rodentia; Cricetidae. The record is from RefSeq and is a predicted model, not a curated record. Gene Ontology annotation, molecular function: CCR4-NOT complex binding.